Triticum dicoccoides is the source of this 817-nucleotide messenger RNA. RefSeq lists its product as uncharacterized. The record is from RefSeq and is a predicted model, not a curated record. The transcript has 3 exons. Bases 116 to 817 code for a protein of 233 amino acids. Lineage: Eukaryota; Viridiplantae; Streptophyta; Magnoliopsida; Poales; Poaceae.
CCAGCGUAGCUUCUCUGGCGUCCGGCCAACGCGCUCACUAGCCUCCCGCCUUCCUCCACAUCUCCUCGCCUCCACCCCAUCCAGUUCGUGCCAUUCGCUGCUCCAAGACAAGGGCAUGGCGCUCGGCGGCUGCGGCAACGAAGCUGAUGGUGCACGAGCCAACCAUGGAGGCAGUAGCACGGGGCAGCGACAGCAGCAUGGAGGGCGUCCUCUUGUUUGGGAAGGUAAUGGAACUGCAAAUAGGAGUGGCAGCGGCGACCAGGAUGCAAAUGGAAGUGGUUCCCAAAGACCUUGGAAAGGACUUAAAGACAAUAACUUAUAUGAUCCUUGGAACCAUGCAUGGCCGUAUUAUGGGGUUUUUGAUUGCACGUACUGCAGCCUAAAGCACAAAGGUGGAGGUGCAACCCGUGUCGCGGAGCACCUUGGUGGUAUUGUAGGUAAUGUGAGGAGCUGUCCCAAUGUGCCAAGAAAUGUGAGAGAUGCAAUGAGAGAGUGCCGGGAUGAAUCAAGGAGGAAGAAAAGAGACAAACAAAAUAGCAGGCUGAGAAUUGAAAGAAAUAUUAUGGAAGGGUUGUAUAAAAAAGGAGGGGUGGUUAACGUACCAGAUGAUGAUGAAGAAGAAAUUCAGAUGAAUAUUAGAGAAGCAUUGCGUGACCCGAAUGUCUCUCGCAGAAUUGAAAGGAGAAUUGGCAAGGGGGGUGUGGGUGAUGUGCAUGUUUCUGUUGGUAAAAGGAGUAUCAGCGCCUAUUUUGACAGGCAAUUAUCUAGCAACAAAGUAUCUUUGCAGCCCAAGAUCAGCCGAAGAGAUAGGGCAUGA